AUGGGAAGAGCGGGGAAAGGGAGGCUGAUGGGCGUAUGGAGGAGAGGGGAAAGGGGGAAGAAGGGUGUAAGCAGGGGGGAGAAGGAGGGGAAGCAAGGGGGAGAAGGAGGGGAAGCAGGGGGGAGAAGGAGGGGAAGCAGGGGGGAGGAGGAGGGGAAGCAGUGGGGAGAAGGAGGGGAAGCAAUGGGGAAUGGGGGAGCAGGGGAUGGGGGAGCAGGGGAUGGGGGAGCAGGGGAUGGGGGAGCAGGGGAUGGGGGAGCAGGGGAUGAGGGAACGGGGAAUGGGAGGACGGGGAAUUGGGGGACCGGGAACGGGGGAGCGGAGAAUGUGGGAACAGGGGAUGGGGGAGCAGGGAAUGGGGGGACAAGGAUUGGGGGGACUGGGGGAGCAGGGAAUGGGAGAGCAGGGAAUGAGGGAACGGGGAAUGGGGGGACGGGGAAUGGGGGAGCGGGGAAUGGGGGAAAAGUGAAUGGGGGAGCAGGGUAUGGGGGAACAGGGAAUGGGGGAGCAGGGAAUGGGGGAGCAGGGAAUGGGGGAGCAGGGAAUGGGGGAGCGGGGAAUGGGGGAGCAGGGAAUGGGGGAGCAGGGAAUGGGGGAGCAGGAAAUGGGGGAGCAGGAAAUGCUCGAACGGGGAAGGGGGGAACCGGUAAUGGGCCGCGCGUGCUGCCCGUCAGACAGUGA
Closterium sp. NIES-65 is the source of this 681-nucleotide messenger RNA. The record is from the annotation of a GenBank genome assembly. NCBI's taxonomy places the organism in Eukaryota, Viridiplantae, Streptophyta, Zygnematophyceae, Desmidiales, Closteriaceae.